AUGGCCACGCCCGUCACUAGGUCUUAUUUUCAGGGUGGGGCUUAUAGUGCACAAAUGCUUACAAAUCCUCGUAGGGCUUAUUUUAUGGUGGGUCCAACAGAAGGAAAUGUGGCUGCCAAAGUGUUGGAGUCCAUUGGCAAGUUCGGCCUGGCCUUGGCCAUUGCAGGAGGCGUGGUGAACUCUGCUUUGUAUAAUGUGGGUGCUGGGCACAGAGCUAUCAUCUUUGACCGAUUCCGUGGAGUGCCGGACAUUGUGGUAGGGGAAGGGACUCACUUUCUCAUCCCAUGGGUACAGAAACCAAUUAUCUUUGACUGCCGCUCUCGACCGCGUAACGUGCCAGUCAUCACUGGUAGCAAAGAUUUACAGAAUGUCAACAUCACGCUGUGCAUCCUCUUCCGGCCUGGCGCUAGCCAGCUCCUGCGCAUCUUCACCAGCAUCGGAGAGGACUACGACGAGCGCUUGCUGCCGUCCAUCACUACAGAGAUCCUCGAGUCAGUGGUGGCUUGCUUUGAUGCAGGGGAACUAAUCACCCAGAGAGAGCUGGUCUCCAGGCAGGGACUGGUUUGGCUAAAAGACAAAGAAGCAACACAUUGUAAACUUUGCGAAAAGGAAUUUUCACUCUCUAAGAGAAAGCACCAUUGUAGAAACUGCGGGGAAAUUUUUUGUAAUGCCUGCUCUGACAAUGAACUGCCUUUGCCUUCCUCACCAAAACCAGUACGAGUCUGUGAUUCCUGUCACGCAUUGCUUAUUCAGAGAUGCUCAUCUAACUUGCCAUAAGACUCCAGAACUAAAUCUUUAUGAUCAAAGUACCUACAAUGAAUGUUAUGUAUGUAUUAUACAAGAUAUCCAGACAGCCCUUCUUAAGCAGCUUUCAGUCAGUAUUGGUACCAGUUUAUUUUCCACAUACUCAACUCAUGGUAAUUAGUUGUGAUUUGAUAUUUCCUUCCUCAUUGUUAUUCAAGAAGAAUUUAGCAGAGCAUGCUUUUAAAAUGUUAGCCUAAUUUUUACUUGAUGUAAUAAUCAUGAACGCUUAAUUCCAUUGAAAGGCCAGAUAGCAUAGCUCACACACAUUUGCCUUAUUUUGUAAAGGCCUUCUUAAAAAUAAGGCUUCAGAUUAUUUUAUUCUUCCAAAUUCUGUCAAGUUGAUAUUUGAUGGUGCCUGAAAUUCUCUUAAUGCACUUUAAAGCUUAACAGGUCUCAAGGAGACUGGAAAUGCAUAAAACUUUCUAGAAGUAUUAAUAUUCCAAUUCAACAUUUUUCAUGAUCUUGUAAGAUUUCAAUUUAACUCUUAUUUAUUUGUCCCUUCUCUUCUUCCUCUUUUGCAUUAGAAAGGACCAGUAUUUUCUCCUAAAAAAUUUCCUUUUAGUGUUUUCAAAAUUAUUGUUAUGCUUGCCUAUACCUUUCAGACGCAGUGGAUUUAAUUGAAGGGGCAUUAUUUGGCCUCAGCAUUUUUUCUUCUAAUCUUGACAGGAAGUUACAUGUAUAUAUCAUACUUUUACCUUAAGUUAGUUACUUGCAGAUCUCAUAUGCUACCUGUCUCACUGAAUUGCUGUUACUUAAGGUGGCUCAAACAGCCCUUCUUAAGCAGCUGUCUGCUUAAGACCCCUAAUUCAAAAAUGAAAAUAGGAAUCUUUCCCCUGAAAAAAAAACAUGUAUAAAAGCAGGGGUUUAUAGGAUCCUUAUAAAGAUUCUCUUAUCUAAGCAUUACAAAUGAGAAAAAAGUUAAAACUUUUCCUUUUAUAUUACCACAGCGUUGAGUAGUUCAAAAAAUUUUGUAUUCUGUUGCCAUUGGAAUAACUUUUAGGAAGCAUUACAUUGUAGUGGUCUACCACUGCAUUAUAUGCCCACAGUAAAAUCACACCAGUCUACUGAUCACCUGUAUGCCAGGGUAUUGAGCAGAUGAAAAUACAGUCUCUGUCCUACCAUGAAGUAUAUAUUUGAAGUAUUUCAAGCUAACUCAACACUAAUCCAGUUAUACUGUUUAUAGCAUACUAAGAAUCUAAUCUGUAAAAAUUAAGUUACCUCUAUAUAAACAGCCUCACAUUAUCUUUUUAAUUAUUUAGCCAUGCACUUUAAGUUUGUGAGCCUAUCAAAAAUAUAUAGGAAUUUUACACUACUUGGGAGCAUUAAUUUUUGUGAUUUAUCAGAACACUUCCCUCCCUCAAGAUGUAGUUACUCCGCAGGAUCUUUCCUUAUGAGUAUAUACUGUCAUUCAGAUUUAAAAUUAUUAAAUUUUCUAAUUGCCAAAGCAUGAAACUAAUAAUUAUUUUACUUGAAGAUCUAUUAUCUCCAGAACCCAUAAAAUUUCAACUUUUGAGGUCAACUUCAGUUAGAUCUUGACAUAUUUUUAGAUGGUCUUUCUUUUGAAUACUGAUAGAAAUGUCCUCAAGAAGGAAUUAUAUUCUUGAACGAACCAUUUUGUAUUGAUGGGAUAGGUUAACAUUUUUAUGACUGUUGAAAAUGAGAAGCAUAAAUGAAAAUUUUCAAAUAGGUGUUUUUUUAUUACUGUGCUUGAACAAAUUUUAAAGUAACUUAAAUUCCAAGAAUGAUUUCAUUGAACAAAUAAACCAUGAUUUCUAGUCACCCUUUAAAUUUCUUGCCAUUCAAAACAUGUCUCACCAUUCAUUUGGGCUUUUAUUUUUUAAA
This is a messenger RNA of Microcebus murinus (gray mouse lemur), 2646 nucleotides long. NCBI's taxonomy places the organism in Eukaryota, Metazoa, Chordata, Mammalia, Primates, Cheirogaleidae. The record is from RefSeq and is a predicted model, not a curated record.